This is a messenger RNA of Neodiprion fabricii, 3572 nucleotides long. RefSeq names its product START domain-containing protein 10-like. Lineage: Eukaryota; Metazoa; Arthropoda; Insecta; Hymenoptera; Diprionidae. Gene Ontology annotation, molecular function: lipid binding. The transcript has 7 exons. The coding region runs from base 300 to 1109 and encodes 269 amino acids. The record is from RefSeq and is a predicted model, not a curated record.
UACAUUUGUAUAGGAACAUAUUUAAUUAAAUUUAUUGCUCUUCGUGUCGAUGUAAGUUGACUCCAAUUACACGUAAUAAAUAUUCCAAAGCUACAGCAGGUGGUAGAACUUAGCGAAUAAUUGAUGAUGACGGUGUCGAUAACGUUCUACUAAAACACGUACCACAUAACUUGAUCGUUGUAGGAGAAUAAUCUAAUCAGUAUGCCAUUUGCUAUUGACUAAAAGCAAAAGAGUGUUGGCCAGACGGCUUUUGGCUCUAGCCUAGAUAGCUAGCUAUUUAUGCCCAGAAACCAAUUAUAAUGGACGUGGGAGUUGUCAGGAUAGCGGAGGACAAAGACUUUGAGAAGCUAAAGCAGCUGUACGAUGAUAACAAUGAGUGGAGGCUGGAUUACAACAAACCUGAUCUUUCGGUCUGGACUAAAACUGUGACUGGGACGAGCUUCAGGAUGGUUAAAAUUAAGACAAGAUUUCCUGAUGUUUUACCAGAAACUUUAUACGACGUCCUCCAUGAUCCUGAAUAUAGAAAAGUUUGGGAUACACACAUGAUUGAGUCCAAGGACAUUGGCUUUUUCAAUCCUAACAAUGACAUCGGGUACUAUUCAAUGGCAUGUCCGUCCCCUUUGAAGAAUAGAGACUUUGUUUUGCAUCGUUCAUGGUUGGAUAUUGGGCACGAACAGCUUAUCAUCAAUCAUUCUGUCUUUCACAAAGACCAUCCACCAAGGAAAAAUUACGUGAGAGCUACGUCUUAUCUCACAGGAUACAUAGUGAGGCAAUCUCUUAAUGGAGAUGGUUGUGAGUUGGGAUAUGUAUCACAUACAGAUCCACAUGGAAAAUUACCAGUAUGGCUGGUAAAUAAAGUGACACAAAUAUUUGCACCAAAGAUGGUGAAAAAAUUACACAAAGCUGCCAUCGGUUAUCCGAGUUGGAAAAGUCUCCACAAGGUUGAUCACAAGCCUUGGCAUUUCCCAGAGCAAAUCAGUGCACCUCGAAUACGAAUUGAAGACUGUGUAAAAUCAAUCGAGGAGAGAAAUUCCAAAAACAAUUUUGUUGAUGAAUCAGAAUUAAAGGAAGCGCCCAGUAAAGAAACUACGACUUUGGACAGUGAUUAACGACUUGUCUUUUCGUUGUAGGAUUUUUACAUGUGAUUAAUGCUAGGAUCGUAUAGUCUAGUUGUAUAAGUGAAGUAUUCAUGUCCAUAACCGGACAUCGUCAGGUUGAGUAAUGGAUUGGGGAAAAUCGUGCGUAAAAUUAAUUUAGCUCUUAACGAAAUAAUAUCUCUUAAGCCUUAAAAAAUAUAAUCAUACAGAAUGUUAUCAAUGUUGAUAAUAACUCUUCUGAGUCCGUAUUCAAGAUUAUUUAAGUUUUGAUCAUUAAGACAUCUUAGCUCUGUUUACAAAAAAAAAAAAUUAAAAUAUGGAAGAUAAUGAUAAUGUAGUAAUGAUCAUUCGGUCGUGCACAUAUUUUAUAUUUUGAAACCGGAGUGUAAUUGUGUUGACUUGCUGUGACUCAAUGAUUAAUCAAUGCUUAUGACAAGCUGUUUGACAGUUAAACCUGCAAUCUCAGAAAUCAAGUAAAUGAUUAAAUACCAUUUAAUUUGGUCACAUGUGAUUGUAAGCAUAUUGGUAUUACGCGAUAUGAUAAAGAGUACUAGUGAGGUAUGUAUUAUAAUUGAUACAUUUACAACUCGGUUUUUUUCUCAAUCGUACGUAAAUAACCUAAAUUUUGUAAUUACUUCUAAAUUCAAUAGGUAGAGCUAAAUAUGUUCGGCACAAUGUGGACAUUUAAAUAUUAUACACAUAUGAAAAUAUCAUUUUACCCGCUACUACGUCCGUAAAAUACAAAGAUUCAUAUCAUUUAACUACAGCCGUGUAUUCAAUAAAUCACUAUUAGCAACAGCGGAAACAAAAACCGUAUUCCAUAAUAAUCAUCCUCCAAAUAAUAUUUUCUGUGAUUGCAAAUGAUGGCAGUCAGAACUGAAGUAUUUUCUUUCGUACAGCACGAAUACUAUUAUAUCAAUGAUAUAUUAUAUAUGUUCUAUAAUAUGCUUUGAAAUAUAUUGCUCAUUGUCCUAAGUUUUAACUAUUCCUGAAGUAAAUAUUGGGGAUCUGUGAAAAAUACCGUUUCCUAUGUUAUAGGUACAUAGGUAUACUUAUCAAAAAAUGAAAACAAAAGAAAUGUUUCGAAAUACUAUAUUUUAACUCUAUCGUCAUUAUACUGUAUAGCAUCUUAUGUGAUAAAACAAAAAAAAAUGUAUAUACAAGUGUUGAAAUUGAACUGAAAAUGUGCCGAAUACAUGAGGAAAGGAACAUAAUGACUCAACAAUGUAAUAUUUUUACUGUAAAUUCAAACAGUAGAGUGUAAUCAAUGUUUGAGAUUAUCGUUUUUUUAUUUCUUACGUUACACACACCUAUGUAUAUUCGAAUAUUUACCAUCUGUAAAUAGUGAUUCAUGACUCCAGGUAUUUGGCAAACUCAAAUGCUUGAACAAGUUAAUUCGUAACACUGAUUCGAUACCAACAGUGAAAUAUAUUACCAGUUUGCAUUUAAAUAUAACCAAAGAUUAAUAAGUGCAUUAUUGCUAUGUCACAUCUCAAUGUUACAUUCUAAAUAAUAUUGCUAAAAAUUUCUUGUUCUUCCGAUCCAGUAUACGUAUAUCUCUACUUUAUUCUUACGAUUAAAUAUUUAGCUUUAUUUAAAUUUAAUGAGUGACUAAAAAUUUUCUAACACUCAUAGCUAUUUUGAAUACAAAAACUUUAACUUAUUCAUUGCACAAAUUUGUAAAUGUUACCAAUUAUCAGUUCGUUUUAUGUCGUAAUUAUUACUUAGCUGACGUAUACGGAAAACUAAAUCAUGCUUAGAAGGAAAUCAAUAGUGAGUGAAUAUCUCAGAAUAGCUUACAAAUUGCAAAUAAUUCCUUUUUCUCAAGCAGUAUAUAAAAUGUUACCAGAAAUUUGAUAGUGGGUGUAAUUAGUGAUGUAGUCAUUGAAUCAAUUGUAAAUCAAACUUCAUUCACAUGCCUAAAAGUCUAAUAGAUUGUUGCAUUUUUCUUCGCAAAUUGAAUACUUUAGUUUUAGCGAGUACCAAAAAUUUAAUUAAAAAUCCACCGUUCUUUUUAGCACAAAUUAAUUGCUAGCUAAUUGAUUAUAGUUAAAUUAAUGCGAAGUACUCGGUGGUCAAGACAAAACUAAUCUCACAUUUUGGUCUCUUGGCAUUUGAAAUCAUAUAUCAGCAGAUGUGAUUUCCGGUGCAGUAUUCUAUACUAACCAUAGUAAUGUGCGUUGCACUCUCCGACUUAUCCUAGUCUGCAAUGGUCAAAGAGAACGAUAGUUUGCUAAUAGAUGUAAGUUGAAUGAACUUUACAAUUUUUGAAGACGUUUUUAAUGCCAUGUGCUGGAGAUUUAUAAAGAUAUAGUUGUGAAGCGGUUAUUUAAACGUGUGAUUGUGCGUUGGUUCGAAAGAAAAGUAUGUUGUAUAAUAUAUUCUGUUGCUGCACUUUGUACAUAUAUAUAUAUGAUACAUAACAUUAUGUUUAAUUUAUUCGACGAUGAUUGAAUAAAGUUGUUAAAACUGCGA